UUCAUUUUCACCUCGCGACCUAUGAUGGCACGCGGGCAAACGCCCCCCACCACGAAGCCAAUGGGAGACCCCGAGGCGGCCACACCCCCUGGAUAUGCCCAUAGUCACGCCCACUACAACUAAACCACGCCUACUCGGUCGAGAUCACGCCGCCUGACCGCGGCCACCGACCACGAACAGACAGGCCACGCCCCCCAUAUCGGGCGACGCCACGCCCCCAUCCAGUAGGCCACGCCCCUGGCCUUCCCCCCCCUAAGGCGACUCGCGGUCCAGGCUGACAGCCCUGGAGAGACGGCGGCGUUGAGGACCUCCCGAGAAGACGUCGACACCGCCAGAGAUCACUCACGACAACUGCAGCGGCAGCGGCGGCGACGGCGAUGAUGAUGAUGGCGAACUGCUGCAGGACAUCAACGUGGCGGUGGUGCGCCGCUACCCUCCGGGCAGGGUCCGCUCCCGCGUGCCGCCUGCCCCUGGCUGGGAGCCGACGCGGCUACCGCUGCCAGCGGGGGGCCUACGGGCACCGGCCCCGUGCUGAGGGUGCCCAGCACGCUGGGGGCAUCGCGGAGGCUCAAGGCCCUACACUGGGCGCGGGGAUGCCGUGCCCGGACCAGGCGCUGGCGCGGCUGGUGAGCGCGUUCCGUGAGCACGGCCACCUCGCCGCUCGGCUGGACCCCCUGGCGGGGGGGGAGCACGGCCCCCCACUACGCGUGCCCCCACAACUCCUCGCCUCCGCCUACGGACUCCAGCCCGGGGUCUACCGCGUGGACGGCCUGCUGGCGAUGGACAAGGCAGAGGCCACGCUGGACGAGGUGCUGCGGUUCCUGCAGGACUCCUACUGCGGCGCCAUCGCUGUGGAGACGGCGCAACUGGCCUCGGCCGAGGAGCGGGAAUGGCUGGCGGAGCGCGUGGAGAGGCUCCGCGGAGAGACGUUCCCACCGGAGGAGCGGAGACUGCUCGCGACGCUGAUGCUCGAGUCACAGGCGUUCGAUAACUUCGUGGCCACGAAGUUCGCGACGGUGAAGCGCUACGGCGGAGAGGGAGCCGAGGCCAUGCUGCCGUUCUUCCACGAGACGUUCCGCCACGCGGCCCUCUCGGGCCUCUCCGACCUCGUGCUGGCCAUGCCGCACCGCGGCCGCCUCAACCUCCUCGCCGGCCUCCUGCAGCUACCGCCUGAGAUCAUGUUCCGCAAGAUGCGCGGCCUCAGCGAGUUCCCCGAGGGCACGCGCGGCGCCGUGGGGGACGUGCUGUCGCACCUGACGGCCACGCUCGACGUGGAGGCGGCGCCGGGCCGCUCGGUGCGCGUGGCGCUGCUGCCCAACCCCUCGCACCUGGAGGCGGUGAACCCCGUGGCCGUGGGGAAGGCCCGCGGGCGGCAGCGCACGCGCCGCGAGGGCCACUACUCCGGCGAGCCCGGGGCCCGUCCGGGCGACCGCGUGGCCUGCCUGCAGGUCCACGGCGACGCGGCGUUUGCGGGGCAGGGCAUCGUGGCCGAGACGUUCACGCUCGCCUACCUCCCCCACUACGACGUCGGUGGUAGCGUCCACCUCAUCGUGAACAACCAGCUGGGCUUCACCACUCCGUGCGAGUGGGGGAGGUCCUCGCUCUACAGCAGCGACAUGGGCAAGGUGGUGGGCUGCGCGGUGGUGCACGUGAACGGCGACGAGGUGGAGGAGGUGGUGCGCGCGGCGCGCCUCGCCAUGGACUACCGCCACCGCUUCCGGCGCGACGUCAUCGUCGACCUGCUGUGCUACCGCCAGUGGGGUCACAACGAGCUGGACGAUCCCACCGUCACCAACCCCGCCAUGUACGGCCUCAUCCGGUCUCGCAAGAGUGUCCCUGACAGCUACGCGGAGCGGCUGGUGAGCGAGGGCGUCCUCACGGAGGCCGACGUGGAGCUCGUCAAGAGCUCGCGUUUCGCCGAGCUGGCGCGCCGACUCGGGGUCGCCGCCCACUACUGGCCCGGCGACGGCGCCGGCGAGCCGCGGGGCCGCUGGGCCGGCCUGCGCCGUCCGGAGGCCCGCGUGAGCCGCUGGGACACGGGCGCGCCCGCCGAGCUGCUGCGCUUCGUCGGCGCCAAGUCGGUGGAGGUGGCGCCCGACGUGGCGAUGCACGGACACCUGUUCAAGACGCACGCGCAGGCUCGCCUGCUCAAGCUGCAGGAGGGAUCGAAGCUCGACUGGGCGACCGCUGAGGCCCUGGCGUUUGGCUCCCUGCUCACCCAGGGGUUCGACGUGCGGCUGAGCGGCCAGGACGUGGGACGGGGAACCUUCAGCCAGCGGCACGUCAUGAUUGUGUGCCAGAGCAGCAGCGAGGCCUACAUCCCGCUCAACCACAUGGUGCCCCAGCAGGAGGCCUUCCUGGAGGUGUGCAACAGCCCACUGUCGGAGGAGGCGGUGCUGGGCUUCGAGUACGGCGUGAGCAUCGAGAGCCCGCGGCUGCUGCCCGUGUGGGAGGCGCAGUUCGGAGACUUCUUCAACGGGGCCCAGAUCAUCAUCGACACCUUCAUCAUGUCUGGAGAGGCCAAGUGGCUGCUGCAGAGCGCCCUCGUCCUGCUGCUGCCCCACGGCUACGACGGCGCCGGCCCCGAGCACUCGUCCUGCCGCAUCGAGAGGUUUCUGCAGAUGUGUGACAGCAGCGAGGAGGGAGUGGACGGUGACAUGGUGAACGUGUCCGUGGUGAACCCCACCACCCCGGCGCAGUACUUCCACCUCCUGCGGCGACAGGUGCUGCGCGAUUUCCGCAAACCGCUCAUCGUCGCCUCGCCCAAGAUGCUGCUGCGCCACCCGGCGGCUGUGUCCAGCCUGAGUGAGAUGGGGCCCGGCACGUCCUUCGAGCCGGUGAUCGGGGAUCCGAGCGCGAACCCCAAAGAAGUGUCGCGGGUGGUGCUGUGCAGCGGGAAGCACUACUACGCCCUGCACAAGCAGCGGGAGGCGCUGGGCGCUGCCGGGCGCGGCACCGCCCUGCUGCGCCUUGAGGAGAUCUGCCCCUUCCCCACGCACGCCCUGCGCCAGCAGCUACAGCGCUUCCCCAACGCCACAGAGUUCGUGUGGGCCCAGGAGGAGCCGCAGAACAUGGGCUGCUGGACCUUCAUCGCGCCGCGUUUCCGCAAGCAGCUCGCUGUGGAGCUGAAGCUGGUGAGCCGCCCAGCCCUUCCGGCCCCCGCAGUGGGGAUUGGAACCAUGCACCAAGAACAGCACCAGCACGUCAUCACGGCUCCCUUCUCCUCCUCCUGAGGGCCCAGCUCUCACUCCCGCGGGGCUUGGUGGGAGAGGCUCCCGGCCGGCACGAGGCCCGACACGAGAGCCUCGGGCCACACGGCCUUCGUGGCCUCUCCUCACCUGUACUGGACGAUCGCCACCCUCGUCGUCAUCAUCAAUCAUCAUGAUGAUGAUUAUCCAUAAUUGUCACUCAUCAGUCGUCAUCCAUUAAUCAUUCCAUCACCAUCAUGAUCAUCCCAUCAAUGAAUUACCAUCAUCUUCAAUGAUCGUCGUUUAUCAUCAAAUAAUUAUAAUAAUGAUGAUUAUCCAUUAAUCAUGAUCAUUUAUCAUUAGUCAUCGUUCAUCAUCAUCAUCACUAUCCACCAAUCAUUCCAUAUUUAAUUCCAUCAGUCAUCACGUUAUAACCAUCCCAUCGAUCACCAAUAUACCAUCGUCUCCUAAACGUAUCGAUCAUCAUAAUCGAUCGCCAUUCUCUCUCCACAGUUGGAAAGCUGUGGUGUUGUGUCCGAGUCUCACCGGUCACCUCCUCCCGUGCCUUGCCCCCACGGCCCCCACGUGCCUGCGCCACGUGCCCCCCCCCCGCCCCCCCCCCCCCGCUGCUCACGGCGUGUGACGCGGGGUCCCCCUUCCCGAGGUGGUGUUUUUAGCCCCCUACAGAAUCGCCAUGCAAGAAGAACUCCUCCCCACCCUCCCUCGCCCUCCGGCUCACGAGUUGUCCACUUUGAUUUGUUCACGCGGAUGGGCGAGUGAACGUCGCUGUCGUCUCGGCUUCCUGCAGCACCCUCUGGCAAAGCCCCCCACUCCCCACCACCGACUCUCCCUUUCGGCUACCUGUACGGCACGGGACAUGGCGUUGGCGAGAGCGUGGCUUCUCGCUUCCUCUCGGCUGUGCAUGCGUGCGUCCGUCUGCCUCGCUGGGGUUCGGUAGCUCUUGGGUGGGUGCAGGGAGUCACCGGCCGGGGCCCAGAGUGGCAAGCGGCCAGCAACGGGGGGCAGCACUUUAAGCGUCGUUAACUUGAGGGAUCGAUAUUCACGGACGGAUCGAUGCGUUGCCAAUACCUUUACGAGACAGAGGUGCCUGCAGCCUUGAAGAUAAUUUAACUUUCAUAUAUAUGGCAAUAUAUUUAUAUUAAAUGGGAAUUAUACGUAUAUAUGAAUAGGUCAGGGGAUAAAGUACACUAAUUCUGGAUGUGUCCGACAAACAUCGUGUCCGUUUGGAGUGCACUCGAGGGAGGUGAAGUUGAUUUUGAGUCACCAGGUGAGCAAGGCAGGAGGCAGGGAGAAAGUCUCCUCUGCCAGAGAAGUCACCUGAGUCACCCCAGUGCACAAAAGAGAAAUGAAGGUACCGUGCAGCAGCCAAGAAAAUAGAAAUCUGCACAAAAACAAUCACGUAACGGGAGAAAUCGAAAAAAUACACGUGAAAGUUUUGCUGGCUGGCUGGCUAAAGGGAUGGAUGUGACUUGCGGGUUGCAAGUCAUAUCUGAAUUAUAUAUUUAGAAUACAUUACUUUAUCGAACGUGUAAAUGGGUUGUCACCUUGCAGGAAACUCAACACCCCAUCGCCAGCACCGCAGCGUGAAUGAGAAAGGCCCGUUCAGUCCGACACGUCCUGCGGUAUUUCACGAGCCCGUCCACCCUCGUCAAGAGGGGGGUGGAUGUUCUUGUGCUGCUUCAUUGCAGCUGAACUACCUCCCUGAGUGAACACAUUGUUUCGUGAUACUGCCUUCGGCAGUCGUGCACUACAUGAAGAAGGGCCGUUGCCCGAAACGUGGCAUAUAUAUUUUAUUUUCUUUUAAAUGCCGCAGAGUUAUUGACAAAUGUAUUGAGUUUUGUUAUUAUGAUAACAAUGACGAUUGUUACAAUACGAAUUGGUUGACAGGCCGUGCCCAUGUCAAAAACUCCACGACGUGACGAUUAUUACAGUGAUUUACCGCGCAUCGUUCAAGUGUACAAAAUGUAAAUCGGAAAUCGUUGGCACUCCCUGGCUGCCACGACUCGCCACGCAGCUCGCACCGCUGCCCAGACCUGUGGGGUGGUUUAAUUUUUUGGGAACGGCAGAAUACUGGCAAGGCCCGCUCACUUCCAGGUCUGGGCUGUUGCUGGACAUCAUCGCGUGCCGCACAGGGACAGCUGCCACCGGCGGGUCCCCCUACAGGCGAGACUGCAGCAGGGCAUCACAACGAUUUAAUUGAGAUAUAUUCUUGGUUCUUUCGGUAAAGUCACGUUGAAGGGAAAAAAUAAAAUAAAAUAUAUAUAAAUCAGGUGUGAUGAUGACUGCUUGUGUUGCAGU
Messenger RNA from Petromyzon marinus (sea lamprey), 5507 nucleotides. Lineage: Eukaryota; Metazoa; Chordata; Hyperoartia; Petromyzontiformes; Petromyzontidae. The record is from RefSeq and is a predicted model, not a curated record.